This is a messenger RNA of Exophiala dermatitidis NIH/UT8656, 1317 nucleotides long. Its product is annotated as enolase. NCBI's taxonomy places the organism in Eukaryota, Fungi, Ascomycota, Eurotiomycetes, Chaetothyriales, Herpotrichiellaceae. Gene Ontology annotation, cellular component: phosphopyruvate hydratase complex. Bases 1 to 1317 code for a protein of 438 amino acids. Gene Ontology annotation, biological process: glycolytic process. The record is from RefSeq and is a predicted model, not a curated record. Gene Ontology annotation, molecular function: magnesium ion binding; phosphopyruvate hydratase activity. The transcript has 3 exons.
AUGCCGAUUGUCAAGAUCCACGCCCGGUCCGUCUACGACUCCCGAGGCAACCCGACGGUCGAGGUCGACGUCGUUACCGAGACUGGCCUUCACCGUGCCAUUGUUCCUUCCGGCGCUUCCACCGGUCAGCACGAAGCCUGCGAGCUCCGCGAUGGUGACAAGUCAAAAUGGGGCGGAAAGGGUGUCCUGAAGGCAGUCGACAACGUGAACUCGAUCAUUGGCCCCAAGCUGAUUGAGAAAAACAUCGAUCCCACCGACCAAUCUGCUGUCGACAAGUUUUUGAUUGAGCUAGAUGGCACUGAGAACAAGACCAACCUGGGUGCGAAUGCAAUUCUCGGUGUUAGUCUUGCCGUUGCAAAGGCCGGCGCAGCCCAAAAGGGCGUCCCGCUAUACGCACAUGUUUCGGACCUUGCGGGGACGAAGAAGCCAUAUGUGCUCCCGGUGCCUUUCAUGAACGUCCUCAACGGAGGUUCCCACGCCGGUGGCCGUCUUGCGUUCCAGGAAUUCAUGAUAGUUCCCGAUCAAGCACCUACUUUCUCCGAAGGCCUUCGUUGGGGCGCCGAGGUGUACCAGAAAUUGAAGGCUCUGGCAAAGAAGAAGUACGGCCAGUCCGCCGGCAAUGUUGGUGACGAGGGUGGUGUCGCUCCAGAUAUCCAAACCGCCGAAGAGGCCCUUGAUCUCAUCUCGGCUGCCAUUAAGGAAGCUGGAUACGAAGGCAAGAUGAACAUUGCCAUGGAUGUCGCCUCGAGUGAAUUCUACAAAGAGUCGGAGAAGAAGUACGAUCUGGACUUCAAGAACCCAGACAGCGAUCCGAGCAAAUGGCUCACCUACGAACAAUUGGCCGACCUCUACAAGUCCCUGGCCAGCAAAUAUCCCAUUGUCUCGAUUGAGGACCCAUUCGCCGAGGAUGACUGGGAGGCUUGGAGCUACUUCUUCAAGACCAGCGACUUCCAGAUUGUUGGUGAUGACUUGACCGUGACGAACCCUAAGCGCAUCAAGAGAGCCAUUGAGUCCAAGGCCUGCAACGCUCUUCUGCUCAAGGUCAAUCAGAUCGGCACGCUCACCGAGUCCAUCCAAGCUGCCAAGGAUUCCUACGCAGCUGGCUGGGGUGUGAUGGUCUCGCACCGCUCCGGCGAGACGGAAGAUGUCACCAUUGCUGACAUAGUGGUCGGCAUCCGAGCUGGUGAGAUCAAGACCGGUGCGCCCGCCAGAUCCGAGCGUCUGGCCAAGCUCAACCAAAUCCUGCGCAUUGAGGAAGAGCUGGGCUCCAAUGCUAUCUAUGCCGGCAGCAACUUUCGCAAGGCUGUCACCUUGUGA